GUUGGAAGCAUGGAGUAGCGCGGUUGUGGACCCAAAUGAGAAUUUUCCCUCGAUCACGAUCUAUUGUGAGUCCAACGUGGCUUUGAUCUCUCCUGCCCGCCACAUGAGAUCUAAUGCGGUGAACAAAGAUAUUGAAUUUCAACGGAGAACAUACAAUAUACCUACAUAUAUAGCACUACUAUGAAAAUCAUUUUGCUAUAUACUCAGCAGCGAGCAACCACAUACUCGGUUGGAUAAGAAAGACUCCGAGUCAGUUACCGAUGGAACGUCGUUGAGUUCAUUUCGGCGGUGCUGAGUCUUUACUUUUGUGAGAUUCUCCCAAGUGAUCGUCCACACAUACACCGAGUUUGUUUGCGGACGUCUCAAAGAUUGUGCCCUCCUAAGUGACGACGAGUGUUGAUCCCAGAGUGGAAAAAUCUCCUUUCUGUUCAAAAGGGCAUUUAGUGAAGAAGAAAAUAAUGUGAAUGUAAAGCAGGAAGAUUUCUCUCAUACCAGUGUCCCACAUUGAUGGUCAGUGUUGCACGGAAGAAGCAAAAAAAAAGAAGUGUGAUGUGAAAUUGCGAGAGAUUGAUUUUGCAAGAGUGAAAAAAAUUGUGCCACAUUUUGGGUGUGCAGAAAGUAAUUAAGAAGAAAAAUGUGUGUGCUCUGAAAGUCAUCAAUGGCCUUUCUUUCGUUGUCUUUCGUAACAACACCCCGCGGAAGGACUCCAACCAGUACCGGCCCCAGAACACCAUCUGACUUGGAUUACGAUGUUCCCGUGCCACGGAGGCACGUUACAAAGCCAACGUACGCGAGGGCAAUCUACGACAACAUUGCCGAGAGUCCUGAUGAAUUGGCUUUCAAACGAGGCGACAUCCUGACGGUUAUUGAGCAGGAUACAGACGGCCUGACAGGAUGGUGGCUUUGCAAGCUCAGAGGACGGCAGGGAAUCUGUCCGGGCAACAGACUGCGUAUUGUGCAAUCGUACGAUAGUGGCUGCUGUAGCCCAUCACCAAUCUCGUCCCCAUGCCCGUCAAUUGGAUCAUCCAGCAGCUUGUAUGCCAAUCACACGACACAUGUCUCCAAUCCCUCUGAAUUGUACGAGAACACGAGUGUGGCUCGACUACAGAAGCAUGGCAAGAGGCGAUCGUGGCACAUAAUGCCCAACAAGGUCGUAACUCCCCAGAAAUGUGGUGAUGUCUAUCUGUAUGAUUUGCUACCGACGCCACAACGAGGAAGCGGCUUCCUUGGUGGCACAACCGUAAUGUCCGGUGAUACAUCGGAAACGUACGACGUGCCAAAGCCCGCAGUUCCCGUGAACUACGACGUUCCACGUGUCUGGCAUUCCCCGCGUGGUCGUCCUGAAGACUGUUGCUACGACAUCCCACGCCCUGUAACACUCCUGAGUCAGAAGGAUCUCACCCCGAGCAGUUCCAAUUCCUCCCUCCUCACUUCCGACAGCCUCAGCCUGUCGUCCUCAAAUCGUUCCUCACUAGCCAAUAUGACGGACUACGACGUUCCACGGCGGGUAGCCCGUGCCUCGCCGCAUCCAUCGAGCAUGAGCACCUCAACAGCAUCACUGCAGCUCAACUACGACGUUCCCAUUCCGCAUAGUCCCCAGAAUCACACACUGCAGCUGAGUACGUGCAAGGAGCUUCCAUUGGAACUGGGAUCAGCCCUAGAUACGCUGGCAAAGCUUCAGACUGAAGCUACAAAUGCUGUGACGCGUCUGUUGGCUUUUGUUUCGCCACAAUGGCGGACAAAGGAGAAACUCGAUCCUAUCCUUAUGGAUCUCAAACUUGCAGCUGUGCGCCUUCGAACUGCACUGCAUGAUCUCGCUGAAUUUGGAGAAGGUGCCCUGGGGAAUACUGCCAAAGCUGAUGAUAAAGGAUUGUCUAUUAAAUUACGUCCAUUGGUGCGUGCAUUAAAGGACGCCGAUCGCCUAGUUCAUGAAGCAUCACAUUGCAUUGACAUUCAAGGGUGGACGCUUGAAACUUUGACAAGGGCUGAGAUCAAAGCGGGCACACAACUACCGCCAGAUAGUUUGGAUCAACUAAUUGCAUGCGCUCAAACCCUCACAGAAGAUGUCCGACAGACGGCGUCCUUUAUUCAAGGCAAUGCCACGCUGCUGUUUAAGCGAAUUUCCCCGAGUGUUACACCCCAAACACCGAGUAACAACAACAACGGCGACUGGCCCGAAGACUAUGACUACGUGUGCUUAGAGUCAAAGGAGGCGUCAGCGCGUAAAAAUGCCGAAAUUCGCGAUGCAUUGCCGUCGGAUUUGCAGAAGAAUUUUGAGAAUGUCGUGAAGAAUGCAGAGAGUGCGGCCAUUGGGGCAACAGCAGGAACAGAACUCGAUCCCAACGAUAAGACACUCCUUGUGUACUAUGCCGCACAGACGGUGACACACAUGAACUACCUGACGCAGGCCAUUGAUGCUUUCCUCCAGACGGUGGAGCACAACCAACCGCCAAAGUUCUUCCUGGCACAUGGGAAGUUUGUCGUUCUCAGUGCCCACAAUCUCGUCAACAUUGGUGACAUUGUGCAUCGCAAUGUGACAAAGCAGGAUGUCCGGGGGAAUAUUCUGCAGUGUGCCGAUGCCCUGAGUGACGGCAUGAAGGCGUGCGUUGCUAAAACGAAGAAAGCUGCCCAACAUUUUCCCAGUGUUAAUGCCGUUCAGGAGAUGGUGGACUCUGUUGUGGAUAUUUCACAUCUAGCCAGUGACCUCAAAAUUGCAAUGCUACGAGCUGUCCAACAAUAAAAAUCCCAGCAGUAUAAAUAUUUAUCAAAGCAUAAUGUAAAUAAAACGCACAAUAUCACAUUUAAUCGAGACGAGAGAGCGCCCUUUUGAAAAAAGGGAAGCAAAAUGAGCAAUUUUCAUGCAAUUCAACCGGGCAUGGAGUCAAAUUACUACAUACAUACACAUUCACUUUCUCCCCCCUUUUGGAGAGUCAACGAAUAAGCUAUUUUCUAAAUGCAUUUGGAAGACAUUGAGAGCUGAAAAGGAAAGGAAAGAGAGGAAAACCAUAAGAAACGGAAACUGCCAAAAUGUUCGUUUUUUUUCUACAACGUGCGAUGAAUAUUUGUCAAGAUUUUUACAUGUCUAAUAUAAUAUAUUUGAUAAGAUAUACGUGGGAUAUAGAAGAACCUGUAGAAGAGGACCCUCAAAUAAAAAUAAAAUAUUUGUAGGAAGUCACACCAAGUUGAAUCCUUAAUAAGUUGAAAUGAUAAAACUUUCUAAUGUGAUAUUUGAUUGUAAUUAAUUUUAAUUUCAAAAUAUAAUUCAACCUAUAAGUGUACCUAUAUUGCUUUUACAAAUUUAUCCAUUAAGUUUGACCCAGAGAGAUGUAAUUGUAUAUUUAUUUUUCUUGCUGCUUUAUCUUAAAUUUUUUCUGUACUUUUUCCAUUGAUCUAAUUCUGAUCAAUAAAAAUGGAUAAAAUCUUAAUUAAAAAAAGUAGAUAAGGGGCAAAACAAAGAGAGUCUUAAGAAAUUAAUAAGAGAAAAAGAAUCCCAAAAUAAACUAAAAUAUUGGGAUGAAAAUUUAUUAUUUGUGUAGAGACUUAAGAAGAAUAUCCAAUCCACAUUUAAUAAUUGUAUGGAGUAAAAAUAAAAAUAUUACACACAGAUUGAAAGAAAAA
Lutzomyia longipalpis is the source of this 3618-nucleotide messenger RNA. It is a transcript of the gene p130CAS, whose product is annotated as breast cancer anti-estrogen resistance protein 1. NCBI's taxonomy places the organism in Eukaryota, Metazoa, Arthropoda, Insecta, Diptera, Psychodidae. Gene Ontology annotation, cellular component: cytoplasm; plasma membrane. The record is from RefSeq and is a predicted model, not a curated record. The transcript is spliced from 6 exons. Gene Ontology annotation, molecular function: protein binding. The coding region runs from base 659 to 2740 and encodes 693 amino acids. Gene Ontology annotation, biological process: cell migration; cell surface receptor protein tyrosine kinase signaling pathway.